Molecule: messenger RNA, 11554 nt
Organism: Artibeus jamaicensis (Jamaican fruit-eating bat)
Lineage: Eukaryota; Metazoa; Chordata; Mammalia; Chiroptera; Phyllostomidae
Gene: SH3PXD2A
Product: SH3 and PX domains 2A
Exons: 17
Coding region: 376-4068 (1230 amino acids)
Biological process (GO): superoxide anion generation
Molecular function (GO): phosphatidylinositol binding; protein binding; superoxide-generating NADPH oxidase activator activity
Source: RefSeq, a predicted model, not a curated record
GCAAGCUCCCGGGUCCCCGCCCAGUCCCCUCUCCGGAGGGACACACCCCCGCCCCUCCUCUGCUCCGCCUGUUCCCGCCGGACCCACCGGGCGGCGGAGAGAGCGGGCGGGCGAGCCAGAGAGCGGCCGCGGCGCGGGAGGGAAGGGGAGCGCGGCAGGCCCAAAGGGAGCCGCCCGGGGCGCACGGAGCCCGCGUGCCCUCUGGGACCGCCCCGGCCGGUGCGGUAUCCGUAGGCGCCCGGAGCCCGGGCAGCGGCGCACCCGGCCGAAGUGGCGGGUGGCCCCGAGGACCUUGGAAGCAGGAGAAGGAGCCGGAGCCCGGACGGGAUGAGAAGGUGACGCCGCCGGGGGGCGCCACUCGCUUUGUGGGGGAAGAUGCUCGCCUACUGCGUGCAAGAUGCCACCGUGGUGGACGUGGAGAAGAGGAGGAACCCCUCCAAGCACUACGAGCUGCCUUCUCUGCAGUUGGUUUCCGUCACUGCUCUCCGUGGUAGCGGACCAUCGGAAGUGACUGUGUGUGUGUCUGACACUCCCCGCGCCUCCAGAGGACAGAUUGCCAGGCUCCCUGCAGCUAGUCCAGUGAUCUUUUUUGUAUUGGUCCUCCUUCGUGGUUCUCAACCUGUAACAGCCAGUCAACUCACCUGGGGAGCCCUGCAGACCACCUGUGUUCACCCCACCUUCCAAGAUCCUGACUUCAGUGGCGUGGGCUGGGACCUGGGCGGCAGUGUUUUAAAGCCCUCCACACAGGUGUACAUCAUCAACGUGACCUGGUCCGACUCCACGUCCCAGACCAUCUACCGGAGGUACAGCAAGUUCUUUGACCUGCAGAUGCAGCUUUUGGAUAAGUUUCCCAUCGAAGGUGGACAGAAGGACCCCAAGCAGAGAAUCAUUCCCUUCCUCCCAGGCAAAAUCCUCUUCCGGAGAAGCCACAUCCGGGACGUAGCUGUGAGGAGGCUGAAGCCCAUCGAUGAGUACUGCCGGGCGCUGGUCCGGCUGCCUCCCCACAUCUCACAGUGCGAUGAAGUCUUCCAGUUCUUUGAGGCCCGACCAGAGGAUGUCAACCCCCCAAAAGAGGACUAUGGCAGUUCCAAGAGGAAAUCAGUGUGGCUCUCCAGCUGGGCUGAGUCUCCCAAAAAGGACGUGACAGGUGCCGACACCAGUGCCGAGCCCAUGAUCCUGGAACAGUACGUGGUGGUGUCCAACUAUAAGAAGCAGGAGAACUCAGAGCUGAGCCUCCAGGCCGGGGAGGUGGUGGAUGUCAUUGAGAAGAACGAAAGCGGCUGGUGGUUCGUGAGCACCUCUGAGGAACAGGGCUGGGUCCCUGCCACCUACCUGGAGGCCCAGAAUGGCACUCGAGACGACUCAGACAUCAACACCUCCAAGACUGGGGAAGUGUCCAAGAGACGCAAGGCCCAUCUGCGGCGCCUGGAUCGCCGGUGGACCCUGGGCGGGAUGGUCAACAGGCAGCACAGCCGAGAGGAGAAGUAUGUCACUGUGCAGCCUUACACCAGCCAAAGCAAGGACGAGAUUGGCUUUGAGAAGGGCGUCACCGUGGAGGUGAUCAGGAAGAAUUUGGAGGGCUGGUGGUACAUCAGAUACCUGGGCAAAGAAGGCUGGGCACCAGCAUCCUACCUGAAGAAGGCCAAGGAAGACCUGCCAGCACGGAAGAAGAACCUGGCGGGCCCAGUGGAGAUCAUUGGGAACAUCAUGGAGAUUAGCAACCUGCUGAACAAAAAGGCAUCAGGGGACAAAGAGACUCCACCAGCUGAAGGCGAAGGUCCGGAGGUCCCCAUCGCCAAGAAGGAGAUCAGCCUGCCCAUCCUCUGCAACGCCUCCAACGGCAGUGCCCUGGCAGUCCCUGAGAGGACCGUCUCCAAGCUGGCCCAGAGCUCCCCGGCCGUGGCUAGGAUUGCCCCUCAGAGGGCCCAGAUCAGCUCCCCGAACCUCAGGACGAGGCCUCCACCUCGCCGAGAAUCCAGCCUGGGGUUCCAGCUGCCGAAGCCACCAGAGCCCCCUUCUGUUGAGGUGGAGUACUACACCAUUGCCGAAUUCCAGUCCUGCAUUUCUGACGGGAUCAGCUUUCGGGGUGGACAGAAGGCAGAGGUCAUCGACAAGAACUCGGGUGGCUGGUGGUACGUGCAGAUUGGUGAGAAGGAGGGCUGGGCCCCCGCGUCCUACAUCGACAAGCGCAAGAAGCCCAACCUGAGCCGCCGUACGAGCACACUGACCCGGCCUAAGGUACCCCCACCAGCGCCCCCCAGCAAGCCCAAGGAGGCUGAAGAGGGUCCGGCAGGCACUAGCGAGAACCAGGGCUCCCCACUGAAGCUCAAGUACGAGGAGCCUGAGUAUGACAUCCCUGCCUUUGGCUUUGACUCAGAGCCAGAGCCGAGUGAGGAGCCCGCAGAGGACAAAGGCUUGGGGGACAAGCGGCCAACCCAGCCCCGCAGGCCCUCACCAGCCUCCUCCCUGCAGCGGGCCCGCUUCAAGGUCGGCGGAUCUUCGGAGGAUGUGGCCCCAGAAGAGGAGACCAUCUACGAGAAUGAGGGCUUCCGGCCAUGUGCCGAGGACACCCUGUCGGCCGGACGCUCCUCCCGGGACAGCGACUCCCCGGGAGACUCCCCGCUGUCCCUUGCCAGGAAAAACUCCCCCAGAUCAGACUCCCCCAAGUCCUCCUCGCUCCUGAAGCUCAAGGCCGAGAAGAACGCCCAGGCAGAGCUGGGGAAGACCCACUCCUCUGCCUCCUUCUCCUCGUCCGUCACCAUCAACACCACCUGCUCCUCCUCCUCCUCCUCAUCCUCCUUGUCCAAGCACAGCGGCGACCUGAAGCCCCGUUCUGCCUCGGACGCAGGCAUCCGUGGCACGCCCAAGGUCGGGGUGAAGAAGGACGCUGACCUGAAGGCAGGACUGACCUCCUGUGCUCGGGCCAAGCCAUCGGUCCGGCCCAAGCCAUUCUUGAACAGAGCGGAGUCCCAGAGCCAAGAGAAGAUGGACAUCAGCACUUUACGGCGCCAGCUGAGACCCACAGGCCAACUCCGGGGAGGUCUCAAGGGCUCCAAGAGUGAGGAUUCAGAGCUGCCCCCCCAGACGGCCUCCGAGGGUCCCAACGAGGGGUCUAGGAGAGGCUCAGCUGACAUCAUCACCCUCCCAGCUGCCACGUCCCCGUGUCCCACCAAGAAGGGGCAGGAAGGGCAGGCCACCUCCUACACGACUUGCAGUGCCUACCAGAAGGUCCAGGACUCGGAGAUCAGUUUCCCUGCAGGCGUGGAGGUGCGGGUGCUUGAGAAGUUGGAAAGCGGCUGGUGGUAUGUGAGGUUUGGGGAGCUGGAGGGCUGGGCCCCUUCCCAUUAUUUGGUGCUGGGUGAGAACGAGCCGCAGGACCCCACUGGCAAAGAGCCAGACGCAGUGACCGCCAGGGGCAAGCAGGAGGGCAAGUCAGACAGCCUGGAAAAGAUCGAGAAGCGGGUCCAAGCGCUGAACACCGUCAACCAGAGCAAGCGGGCCACGCCCCCCAUCCCCUCCAAGCCCCCUGGGGGCUUCAGCAAGACUUCCGGUGCUGGGGCGGUGAAAAUGAGGAAUGGUGUUCGGCAGGUGGCAGUGAGGCCCCAGUCGGUAUUCGUGUCCCCACCACCCAAGGACAACAACCUGUCCUGCGCCCUUCGGAGGAACGAGUCACUCACGGCCAGCGAUGGCCUCCGAGGCGUGCGUCGGAACUCCUCCUUCAGUACCGCCCGCUCGGCCGCCGCAGAGGCCAAGGGCCGCCUGCCCGAGCGGGCCGCCAGCCAGGGCUCAGACUCACCUCUGCUGCCCGCCCGGCGCAAUGGCAUCCCCGUGUCCCCGGUGCGCCCCAAGCCCAUCGAGAAGUCCCAGUUCAUCCACAACAAUCUCAAAGACGUGUAUGUCUCAAUCGCGGACUAUGAGGGGGACGAGGAGACGGCGGGCUUCCAGGAGGGCGUGUCCAUGGAGGUCCUGGAGAGGAACCCCAACGGCUGGUGGUACUGCCAGAUCCUGGACGGGGCGAGGCCCUUCAAAGGCUGGGUGCCCUCCAACUACCUGGAGAAAAAGAACUAACGGGGGCGUGGAUCCUUUCAGCCUGAGGGUGGAUGAGGGGUGAAACGAACUCAAUGGGGAAAGGGAAAAUGGGAGGGGGUGGGGGGAGGGCUACAUUAAACCCUGCAGAAGGGAUGACCUCAAGGACACUGCCCUCUGGGCUGUCCCUCAGCCAGAAGGUAAGGUCUGGUGGUGGCCCACCUUCAGCGGGAGGCCUGGGACCGGAGGUGAGACAGCUGAGCCCCAUGCAUGCACCAUUGGGACUUUGCUGGCGGGCUCAGUGCCGUUGGGGAUGGACGCUGUGAGAGGCCCCAGCUGUGUCGUGGCUGCAGGUCUGGGGAAGAUGUGGUUGAAGGGGCCUCCGUGCCCUGUCCUGGCGUAGCCCAGUUCCAGUUGCCGGCACCUUGUCACCAGAGGUGGCCCUCGUAUCGUCCUCACCUGUCAUUGUGAAUUGUGCCGGUUGCCCAGGGGCCGCCAACACCCAGCAUGGGUGGUCCGGGCUUGGACUCCACUGGCUUUGGGGCUUGGAUGCACGUCCUGUGAGCUCAACCUGCCCCUCCCUGGCCAGGCCACUGCCAGUGUCUGUCUGUCGAAGAAAAAGCAGUUCCCCAGGCGCCAGCAGGGACCACCUUUCUUAGCCAUCACUGACCGUGAGCAGAGAGCCCACGCUGCCCAGGGCACCGUGGGCGACUGGGCCCGGUCUACAGGGGAUGGGCAGCACCAUGGGUCUCCUCCCAGUCUGCAUGGACUUCAUUUUGGACAUUUCUGGGUGCACAGCUCUUGUGCAUGUUUUGGGAGAGGUUUAUUGAUUCGGGGCUUUUAUGUUGGGCCUUGGGUUUUGUUCUUAUUUUAGGGGUUGUUUGGGGGCCUAGGGACGGUCGGCCUCACGGGAGGGUAAUGGACGGCCUUCCCUGCGGUGCUCUCGCAGGGAGGUUGUUCGGUCGUGUUUGACAUGCUUCCCUGGAGUCAUUUCAUUUGGUUUCCACUGUGUGGACAGUUCUGGAGCUCGGCGUUUGCUGGAGGCACUGGGGGCUGGAGAAGCCCCGGGCCCCAGACACCUGAAGCCCAACCCCAGGAGGGAGGAGGGGCUUAUUCAGGAGAAAAGGUGGCUCUCAGGCCCCUGGGUGACUGCUGUUCUGUGUACAUUGUCCCGCUUGGGCAGGACCGAAAGCCUUACAUGCAAACUAUGGAGAAGCGGCCAUCGUCCCACUCCUGGUCUGAGGGGACCCCAGCUGGGCAACUUGGGCGAGACUGGAGCACACACCACCAGCCACCCCCCCCCCCAGCCUGCAAGUGAUGCCGCAGUUACCCAAGGAGAGAAGGAGAACCCGGGGCCAGAAGCUGACCUGGUCUUCCCAAGGGGCAGUGCCCCCGGAAAGAUAGAAGUAAGAGAAUCGAGUCCCUGCCAACUUUGGGUCUUGCAAUUGUUGAUGUUCCCAAGGGGACCCUCCAGAAGCCGAAGCGGCUUCCCAAGGACUCACCCUUUGCUGGGAGUGGAUCUCCGCACGUGCCUUUAAUUUCGGACAGAUCAGGCCUCACAGCCACGAUUCAGCUGCCAGAAUCCUGGGCUCAGGGCUGGUGUUUCCCGCAGAGGAGGAAAGGCCCUCUCUCCACCCCUGCUUCCCACCCAGGAAGUCCACGUUGCCUGAAGACGAGCAUGGGGCCCAGCGCCUCAUGCCUUCAGAAUCCCAUCCGCCCCCUCCCGACCCCCGAGGCCUUGCCUGGGACCCCCCCAGCCCUCCUCCAUCCUCUACACUGAUGCCCGGCAGCUACAGCAGACUGCUCGUGUUCUUUGUUAAACGGCCGUGGUGAGAUUUUGUUUCCUUUUGUUUGUGAUUUUAAAUCGAAAUUAGUUAUUUUCUUCUGCUGGACAGUAUUAUAUAGAGCAGGAUGUUGAGUUAAUCUGCUAGACUGCAGUACUAAUAGUAGUGGUGUAGUGUCUUCAUAUUAAUAUUAUUUGGACUUCUUUGAACAAUAAUGAUAAAGAAGUGGUUCAUUAUUUUUUUAAUUAAUGCACUUUAAUAAGGUAGAAUGGAAAGAAACCCAGAGAGCAAAGUGCAUUACUUAAAGAUGCAGUAUAUACUUUUCUCAUUUUUAAGCAGCACAUAUUUAUUAAAAGAAAAAAAGUAAUUUAUGAUUAUUUAAAAUAAAAUUUAAAAGUAGAGUGACUGUCGGGUGAAAGGACCUUCCACGGAGCUGUCUCCCAGGGCGAGGCCCCAGCGGCCGGCCUCACUCCCCAGACGUCUGCACUGAGCCAGUUCCAUCAGCAUCGCGACGGCCAGGCCAGGAAGGCAGGCAGGGCGCCUCUGCCAAGCACAGAGCAUCUCAGUCAGACUGGACCACAGCGCUCCCCAGCGCCUGUCUUUCCCUGCCCUUCCUCACUGCCUGCACUGCCCUGCGGGGCUCUCCACCACCAGCAGGGCCCACGUUCCCCCAGUUCCACGCCCCCCAGGACCUUCUCUCCUUGAUCCCCAGUGCUCUAAGUGAUGGUCAUGAAAAGUGACCUCGUAGGUCACGCCAUCCCAUCCCUUCCUGUCACUGCAGCCCGAGGACAGGAAAUGACUUUCCCAAAAUCACAUAGCUAAGUUGGAUGGCAGGACCCCCCCCCCCCCCCCCCACUGCAUCAGUGCUUGCACUCCUACCCACCCCCAUUAGAGUUUAUUGUGUGGUCAUCGUGUUUACAUUGUGGCACCCAGCCCUAAGGAUGGCUGGGAGUUGCUCAGGCAUCCAGGAAACGUGGGGAAUGCUGCCACCUGGUGGCAGCGUGUAGAUUUGGGCAGUGAACAGGGAUUGCCAUGCCCCAUCUUUGCCCCUCGCCCCUCACCAUCGCCCCCUAGUACACAGCACAGCACAAACCCUGCAAACGGAAAGAGAAUAUUAAUACUUGAAGCAAAAAGGGUGCAUGCCAGUCCCUCUCAGACAUGGCCAGGCGAUGCCAGGCCUUGUGCCCCUGGACGCCGAGCCCUCCCCAGGGCAAGAGGGCCUUUCCCUAGAGCUACUGAGCUGCUUUGUGAUGUUGGAGGGUACUGCUAGUGGCAGGUGGAGGAGGGAGGGGCCUGUGGCUCUGACCCAUCUGGAGGAAAACCAGAUCGGACUCAAAAAGGAAAAAGAAAAAUGAAAUCUCAGCAGUGUCCAAACCUAGUUUUCCAUUAGUUGCGAUUGAAAAUGUGAAAUGACAUUGUAUGGCUGUAUACUGCAACUUUAAUCAUAAUGAGCCCUUCUGAGGUCAUUAUUGAGGUUUAUAUAAUGCCUGAAGAUGCAGCAUUGGUGCUUUUUCUUUCCGUUGAGAGACUUUUUCUUUCAUUACAAGGGGAAAACAAUGUCUUCAUCUCUCUGCCACUUUGUAACAGUGGGCCUGGCUGGGCUUCCUGGCCCCGCCAUGCCAUCUCCACUCCGCCAAGGGACCACGGAGGUGGCGGGAGGGAGCUGGGAGGGGGGACCCUCCGCAGCAGGUGUGCCAUCUGCUCCUAGCUGUGGUGGGGCCCUGCCUCGCCAGCCCUCGGCCCGUCCACCCCCAGCCUGGCCCCAACCGCCUCUUUGCUCCUCCUCAACCCUCCAUCUUGACGAAGGCAUUAUAUAGAAUCAUUUUAAUCACUUUCAGAUGUUAGAGCAGAGUAUUUUACUGGCAUUUAUCCAUCGCUUUCCUCAGCAAGGCAUGUUACUACUCUUAUCAUCUAAGGAAAAAAGACAAGGGAAUUUUGGUCAAGCAUUAUUUUCAUAUUACUAGUAUUUGCAGAAUAGGUGUAGAACUAUUUAAGUUAGACUUUGGUUUUGGUAGUUUGUUUUGUUUCUAAGGGGGGAAAAGAUAAGGUAACCCCUACUUUUUUUGUAUUUAACUAAUAUAUUAUUUCUUUAAGGUUACUCACUUCCCCUAGUUCCUCCAAAUACUUUGCAUUCUCAGUCGAAAAUGAAAACAAUCUGAGAGACAGGAAACGUGCAAUAUUAUCAAGAGGGAUGCCAGGGCCUGUGGGGAUGGGGGCCGGAGGUCCAGUGGCCUCUGUCGGUAGGAGGAGGCGGGGCUGCUGGGAGGAGUCAGAGCUGUGGAACAGACAAGCAGCCUUGUGGGUAGUGAUCUUUUUCCCCUCCUGCUCUGCUUCCCUGGCAAGGUGGCAGGGGUCCCCACCAGCAGGCAGCCCCUUUUUCUGUUGGGUGUCAUCCACCCAGAAGAAAGGGAUUCAGGGAAGUAGCAUGGGGCUCUCGACCUCUGGGGGACCCAGCCCGCAGAGCAGAGCAAGGGCAUCCAGAAACUGUUCCUUGUUUUCAUUUCCGUUUGCCAGCCAGCUGCUCAGAAAGACCUGUCCUAAAACACUCUCAGCAGCCCUCUCUCACCCCGUCUCCUGAUGUUUGGGCCAUGAUCCUUUGGAUGUAUGUUUGAGUCUUUCUAAAACUAUGUAACCUCAAGUUCAGUUCAUGGGCAGGAACCCUAGAUGUAAUCAGAUCUUUCUGGGGAAGGCAGGUGCCUUCAGCCCUGUGAGAUAAAUCCCAGUGAGAUGCCAAUUCCCACAGGCCUGCAGCUGGGCCUGGUGCUAAGCCCGGGCCACCCAUUCAUCUCAAUGACUUCGGCCGAGGAGUGAGCCCCGCCUCUGCUCAACGCCCCCAGUCCCCAGAGGGUCUCAGAGAAGCAUCCAAGGGGCCUACUCAUGUCUCUGUGGACAGAACUGUCCACAACAGGUACCAAAGCGGCCCCCUCCUAACUUGGCACAGGCAGAGAAAGCAGCAGGAUGGGAAGCCCCUGGGUGCGAGCCCUCGGAGCGCUGCUCCUCAGCUGUGGAGGACACCCUCGCUUGCUUGUCCCCUCCUGCUCCAGGACCGUGCUCCGUCCUUUCUGUUUGGUGAACUUCCGUACAGACGUGGACUACGUGCUAAGUGGGACUGUGGCCCCACGCGUGGGUGUCUCUCUGUGGAGUGUGUGCAUCUGUGUACAGCCUCUGAAGAGUCUUGACACAGAGCUCUCUCGAAAGAGAACCAUCUACGUAGCUAAAGAGUUAAGAUUCCCUCACUUUUUUGAGGGCCGCGUGCUGUUGAGAAAUUGUGUUUGUGUGUGUGCGUGCACACACGUGUGAGUGUUGAUAAUUUCCCACUUGAACUAAAUGAAAUGGGGUUAGAGAAGCAGAACACCAGGCAAGCUGUCUCCAUUGUACACGUCCUUGGCAUUGGGCAGGCCCCCCAGGACUCACAGCUUCUGGCAGCAAGUGUGUGUUCUUCACACACACACAAUUCUGGCUGGAGAGUGCAAUGUGUCUUUUAUUUUUUACUUUUUGUAAUUAUUUUAUUAAGUAUUUAGUUGGAAACUUCACACUGGCAUUAACAGAUCUAGCAGAAGCAGCCUAGGACAUCGUCCCAGCUCCCACUUGAAGGUGUGGGAGAGACGCCGUGGGGCGUGGGAGCACCACGGUGCGUCUUUUGGACCACCACCUGCAGGGCUGUUGGGCAGCAGCCCAGCUCCCACCAACUGCCAUGUGCGCCAACCCUGGGGAAGCCCCUGUAAUGAAGGAGCUGCCAGCCCCCAGUGCCUGUGUUUCUGAGGGUGGGCAGGCUGUGCAGGGUGGGAACCGGCUCGCCCUGCGUGCAGCAGGCAGCCGUGCAUGGACAUCAGCACCCCAGUCCAGACUUCGGGCCGUCUGAUACCAUGGGAACAGUGUGGAGGGGUCCCCCUCGACCUUACUGAGAUUUUUGCCUAAAUCUUGAUCCCUGUGUGGGGUAGCCUCUCUGACUCUCAUGCUCCAUGAUCAGAGAAGGGUGGGGUCAGUGACCUACUGCCUCAUUUCAGGAAAAAGUCCCACUGAUGUUGGCUUUCCUCCAGUUUUGUCCUGUGCACCUGGGCUCCCAGACAAGAAACUGGGCCCGUUGGCGCUUACACACUGGGCAGAGGGCUCUACCUUCCAAAGCCUGAUCCCAACCCACCUGUAAGGCUGAUACCCACCCCACCCCACCCCAAUCCUAUCUUUGUAAUCUUAAGUUUGCACUUGACCUUGACAAUCAGCCCCCUCUCCCAUCCCAGCCCUAGAACUUAGUGGCCUUAGAGAACAGGUCCCUGUGCUAAAGGUCCCUCCUUUGCCCCCAGUUCCAUCUGGCUAAUGGGGCUGGACUUUAGGAGGUGAGAGAGAAAGGAAGGAUUGUUUUAAAGCAAAAGGAUGGAUCGAGCACGUUGGAAGUGAGCGAGAGGCACGUCGGCAAGAUGAGUAAGUGCACGUGUGGCAUGUUUGGGACUCCCGUCCUUCCCCUGGGAAGGCAGCUCCGGAAGAGGACGUCUUGUAGGCAGAGAGGGAAGUGUGAGAAGGCUGAGAGAGGGUUUGGAGUCGGGAGUUUUGUCUUUAUUAAAGAAGGAAGCAGCUGAUUCUGAAUGUUCCAGGAAGGAGAGAGCAGGUAAGGAGGGAAUGCAGUGAUUCAACACCCAAGGGCCCAGCCAGAGCAGGUGGGGAAGGCCUCAGGACUGGGCCGUCAGAGCCGCCGGAGGAAACAGCGCCUCUACGUCUGUUUCUCAACGAAUGGCCGCUGCAUUGCUUAGUGGAGAGGGGAGGUCACCAGCAACAAAUCGUAUUUGAGUUUGGGGGCCCUGGCCCCAGCAUAUUCAUCCAUCUCCCAAGUCCCCAACUGGUUCUGCCCACCUUCCUUUGUCCAGUCCAGAGCUAGUCGCUCAAACUGCUUGAAGUGGAGACUAGUGACCCAACGGGCCACACAGUCAGGACUCGCCACCCCCGAACUGGAGCCUUGGGGUUGGACCCCGGGGUUAUUCUCGAGUAUCCCUGAUGGUGCCUGUGGUUUUCCAGUUUGCUGAGCCCGCCCCACUGGAGGGACUUAGAAGAGGGGUCCGAUGCGCACUCAUCCGCGAGCACGCCCUUUGGUUUUUAGUGGCCCAUCGCCAAGGCACACUGCUCGUAAGUGUUUAUUUCAGAGAAAGGAAGGUAAACAGAGCCACCAUUCUUGAAUCUGCACCUGGUCUGCUCACGGAGUACGCAGGAGGGCGGCAUCCGCCAGGUGUGGGUGUGGGUGGCAGGCCCCCGGGGUGUGGGUUGCAUGGCUGCAUGUGAACUGCUGGAUGUCUCUGGGCCCCAGAACUCUGGGGCCUUCCCCUAGUGUCCACUGACCCCUCCCAGCUCCUGCUGGGCUCUGGGGGUCAGGAGGAGGUGGUUCCCUCGCCCCCUCAGCAGAGAAACUGAAGGAAAGGACACUGAAUUCAGUACGGUCAACCUUGAGUGCUAAAAAAUUCCCAGGAUCCAUGGUGGUGCUAAACUCUUUCCAUGUUUCUAAUAUUUUUAAUCAUGGGUUUUGUUUUUAAUUGUUCUCAUCACAAAAAAGCGGUGUCCUUGUGGAAGGGACCCUGCCCCUUGACCUGCCACUUUCCAGGUGUCCUUCAUCACUUGGAUGGGACUCUCUGCAGAAAUACUCUGUCUUGGCAUGCUUCUAGACUGUAAGAUUUGGGUUGUUUUGUUUUGUAUUUUGUUUAUGUUUACAUGCAUCUUCUUGUAUUUCCCUGAAAAUUAAAUAAAGUUUUUGGUCUUUUUAA